This is a messenger RNA of Coffea eugenioides, 2793 nucleotides long. Its product is annotated as protein argonaute 4A-like. Gene Ontology annotation, cellular component: cytoplasm. The record is from RefSeq and is a predicted model, not a curated record. The transcript has 22 exons. Gene Ontology annotation, molecular function: protein binding; RNA binding. NCBI's taxonomy places the organism in Eukaryota, Viridiplantae, Streptophyta, Magnoliopsida, Gentianales, Rubiaceae. Bases 1 to 2706 code for a protein of 901 amino acids. Gene Ontology annotation, biological process: regulatory ncRNA-mediated post-transcriptional gene silencing.
AUGGAUCCUAAAGUGGAAGAUGCAUCAGAAACGCUGCCUCCACCACCACCUGCUAUACCCCCAGAUGUUGUUCCUUCAAAGGCUUCAGACGCCAAGAGGCUACCAAUGAACAGGCUUGGUCUUGCUUCCAGAGGGCAAAAGCUUCGAUUGCUAACCAACCAUUUCAAUGUUAAAGUAGCCAGAAAUGAGGGCUACUUUUACCACUACAGUGUGUCUAUUUCAUAUGAAGAUGGGCACCCAGUUGAUGCAAAGGGAGUUGGAAGGAGAAUACUUGACAAAGUCCAUGAAACAUAUGCAUCUGAGCUUGCUGGGAAAGACUUUGCUUAUGAUGGUGAGAAGAGCUUGUUUACCAUUGGUUCUCUUCCACGAAACAAGCUUGAGUUCACAGUUGUGUUGGAUGAAUUUGCUUCUAAUAGAAAUGUGGGUAGUGGGAGCCCAGAAGGAAAUUCUAGCCCAAAUGAGAGUGAUAAGAAAAGAUCGAAGCGUCAAGGUCGAUCUAAAACUUACAAAGUUGCGAUCAGCUAUGCUGCCAAAAUUCCAGUCCAAGCUAUUGCCAAUGUACUCAAUGGAAAAGAAACUGAACAUUUUCAAGAAGCUGUGAGAGUUCUGGAUAUCAUACUGCGACAGCAUGCUGCGAAACAGGGCUGCCUUCUGGUGCGUCAGUCAUUCUUCCACAAUCAGCCAAGAAACUUCACUGAUAUAGGAGGGGGUGUGUUGGGAUGCCGAGGAUUCCAUUCAAGUUUCCGAGCUACACAAGGGGGCCUUUCUCUCAACAUUGAUGUCUCAACUACGAUGAUUGUCCAACCUGGGCCAGUGAUAGAUUUUCUUCUUGCAAAUCAAAAUGUUAGAGAUCCUUAUCAGCUGGAUUGGGUAAAGGCUAAAAGGAUGCUGAAGAAUCUCAGGAUCACCACAAAACCUUCCAAUGCAGAGCAGAAAAUUACUGGGUUGAGCGAUAAGAUUUGCAGAGAACAAACAUUCUCAUUGAAGCAAAGAAAUGGAGAUGGUGAAACCCAACCUGUUGAACUCACAGUGCUGGAGUAUUUUGUUGAUCACCGGCAAAUUCCAUUACAGUAUUCUGGAGAUUUUCCAUGCAUCAAUGUUGGGAAACCAAAACGUCCAACUUUCAUUCCCAUCGAGCUUUGCUCACUGGUUUCGCUUCAACGUUACACCAAAUCUCUCUCGAAUCUUCAAAGGGCUUCCCUUGUGGAAAAAUCUCGUCAGAAGCCGCAGGAGAGGAUGAGAGUCUUGACUGAUGCACUGAGCGUUAGCAAUUAUAAUGCUGACCCUCUUCUGGGAAUUGCCGGGAUUUCAAUCAGCAAUCAGUUUACUUCGGUAGAAGGUCGUGUUUUAUCAGCUCCAAAGUUAAAAGUUGGCAAUGGAGAGGACUUGUUACCCCGCAAUGGAAGGUGGAACUUCAACAACAGGAAAUUGGUGCAACCUGUUAAAAUUGAGCGCUGGGCACUUGUGAACUUUUCUGCUCGCUGUGAUAUUCGUAGAUUGUGUGCAGACCUUGUUAAGUGUGGAGAAAUGAAAGGAAUUUUUAUUAGUAAUCCAUUUGACAUAAUUGAAGAAGGCCCUCAGCUUAGGCGUGCUCCUGCUCCUGUAAGAGUGGAAAGAAUGUUUGAGACUAUCAAGCAAAGACUCCCAGGACCACCUCAGUUCCUUCUCUGCAUUCUUCCGGAGAAAAAGAACUCAGAUGUCUAUGGCCCAUGGAAGCGGAAGAACCUUUCAGACGCUGGGAUAGUUACACAAUGCAUUGCACCUACCAAGAUCAAUGAUCAGUACCUCACUAACGUUCUCCUGAAAAUCAAUGCCAAGAUGGGUGGCAUCAAUUCCCUGUUAAAUGUUGAGCAAUCUCCUUCUAUCCCUAUUGUUUCCAAAGUUCCAACAAUUAUAAUAGGAAUGGAUGUGUCACAUGGCUCUCCUGGUCGUGCUGAUGUACCAUCGAUUGCAGCGGUGGUUAGUUCCAGACAGUGGCCACUGAUAUCCCGCUAUCGUGCUGUUGUCCGUACACAAUCACCAAAAACAGAGAUGAUAGAUUCCCUAUGUAAGAAGGUUUCCGGUAAAGAAGAUGAAGGAAUUUUCAGAGAGCUGCUUCUUGACUUCUAUACAAGUUCUGGCCAGAGGAAACCUGACCAGAUAAUAAUCUUUAGAGAUGGAGUAAGCGAGUCUCAGUUCAAUCAAGUUUUAAACAUCGAGUUGGAUCAGAUUAUAGAGGCUUGCAAAUUGCUAGAUGAAAGCUGGUCACCAAAGUUCAUGGUGGUAGUUGCUCAGAAGAAUCAUCAUACCAAGUUUUUCCAGGCCAAUUCCCCUGAUAAUGUUCCACCUGGUACAGUUAUUGACAAUGGGGUUUGUCACCCUAGAAGUAAUGAUUUCUAUAUGUGUGCUCAUGCCGGGAUGAUUGGUACCACCAGGCCUACCCACUAUCAUGUCCUGUAUGACGAACUUGGGUUCUCGGCUGAUGACCUUCAGGAGCUGGUGCAUUCUUUGUCCUACGUGUACCAGCGGAGCACUACAGCCAUUUCCAUAGUUGCUCCCAUAUGCUAUGCACAUCUUGCUGCUUCCCAAAUGUCGCAGUUCAUCAAGUUUGAUGAGUUGUCUGAGACAUCAUCUGGCCAUGGAGGGGUUUCUUCUGUUGGCAGUCUUUCAGUACCUCAGCUACCCAAGUUGCACAAAGAUGUCUGCAACUCUAUGUUCUUUUGCUAAUUGGAAGGCCUAAGAAUUUGGAGACACUUUUAUGAAUACACUUUUAGGUCGCAUGUUUCCAGAAAUUUUGCCUUGCUAACUGCAAUU